AUGCAUCUUGCCGACCACCUACUCCUCCUCCUGGCUGGGCUCCUGGGCCUUUCUCACAGUCGGCUGCACCCUGAGCAUGCCGGCCAGGGUCACACCGACAGCCCCCAUCAGGAGGCUCCGGGCACUGGUGAGGGCUCCUCCAGCCUCAAGACUGCCCCGGGCAAUACCGCCUUUGCCCUCUGCCUCUUCCGCCUGAUGGCUUCGCAAACCCUCUGGAACAACAUCUUCUCCCUGCUAAGCAUCUCUGCCGCCUAUGCCAGGCUGUCCCUGGGGGCUCUCUCACACAGCCGGAUCCAGAUCCUCAAGGGUCUAGGCUUCAACCUCAAGGAGAUGUGCAAGGCCGACACCCACCGGGGCUUCCACACCCCCUUGCACACUCUCAACCCCCCUGGAGACAGUCUGGAGACACGCAUGGGUAGCACCCUAUUCCUGAGCCAGGAGCUGGCACUCCUUCAGAGGUACCUUAACAACACCGAGGCCUUCUAUGGUUCCAGACUCUUCUGCACUAAAUUCCACGACUCUGCGGGCACAACCCAGCUUAUCAAGGACCAUGUCAACGAGGAAACUGGAGGGAAGAUUGUGGAUUUGGUCAGCGCACUCAGCACAGAUAUCACGAUGGUGCCGGUGAAUUACGUUUACCUUUGGGCUCUGUGGGAGAAGCCAUUCACUCUCUAAACAACCUCUCCCCAAGACUUCUAUGUUGCUGAGGACACAGCAGUCAAGGUGCCUAUGAUACUGCAGAAUACGCAGCACCACUGGCGUCUUCACGACAGACACUUGCCCUGCUCAGUGCUGCGGAUGGGUUACAAAGGAAACACAACAGACCUUUUCAUCCUUCCUAACCGAGGGGAAAUGAAACAAAUGGAAGAGGGUUUGACUCCAGAGAUGCUAACAAGGUGGAACAACUUGCUCCAGAAGAGAUAAUACAUGUGCCACGUGUUUUUACGGGGAGCUCAAGCUGUAUUCCCCAAGUUCUCCAUUUCCGGCUCCAAAUUAGGUCAGAUUUUGCCCGAGCUGGGCUUCACGGACCUGUUCUCGCAGCGGGCUGCCUUGUCUGGUGUCACCAAACAGCAACGCUUGUGAUUUCCCUCCCCGAGUUUCCACAAGGCCGUCCUCGAGGUGGGUGAGGUUAGCACUCGGGCUGCAGUGGCCACCAGCAGAUUUGGCAUCUUUUUGUCCGCCCUGCACAAUCACCAAGUCCUUUGGUUCAACCGGCCCUUCCUGGCAGUGACAUUUUCCAGCAACACUCAGAGCAUCCUCUUUCUGGGCAAGGUGAUCAACCCCAGGAAACCAUAG
Ceratotherium simum simum (southern white rhinoceros) is the source of this 1296-nucleotide messenger RNA. NCBI's taxonomy places the organism in Eukaryota, Metazoa, Chordata, Mammalia, Perissodactyla, Rhinocerotidae. The record is from RefSeq and is a predicted model, not a curated record.